Molecule: messenger RNA, 1922 nt
Organism: Klebsormidium nitens
Lineage: Eukaryota; Viridiplantae; Streptophyta; Klebsormidiophyceae; Klebsormidiales; Klebsormidiaceae
Source: the annotation of a GenBank genome assembly
GUAUACUACAGUGUAGUUAGUUAAUAGCGCCACUCUGCAGCACAUGGGAAUUUCCCAGUGAGAGAAUGAUACCCGCUGGUUCCUUCCCCCUUUCUGAUGUCAAGGCUUUGGUCAAAUCCCAGCAGGGGCUAGCGAUAAAGUUCGUUCCUUUUUCGGCAACCGUUUAGCGAAAAGCGCUUGUUUUGUGGCUCGCAGAAUUCUCAGGAGUGCUUCCAGCCGCCGCCGCCAGCAAAGACAAUGGCUUCCGCAAAGUUGCUGUUUGUGCUGUCCGCCGCUCUGCUUCUUUCCUCAGCAUGCGCGCAGUUGAACACAACUGCGAAUUCCACUCUGCUUAACGGGACAGCUCCACUGAAUGCCACCACGCCUGUAAACACCACGGCCCCUGUAAUUACCCCUGUUCCAGUGAAUGCCACAGUCCCCCCUGCUGCAAACAGUACGAACGCCUCUCUUCCAUCAAAUGCUACGCUGGCCGUUUACAGAGCAGUGCGGUCUCAGGCCCUUGCGCUUAUUGGUGCCUUUUCCGCUGGCAAUUUCAGUGGGGUAGCAAGUUAUUUGUCCCCUGAUGUUCAGCUGGUGCUUCCCAACACAACAGCCCCAGUCACGUUGAACAAUGUCACUGCUCUUCUUCCUUUCAUUUCCCUUCUGACACCGCCAGCAGGCUCCAACGUGACUGUGAACAAUGUGUCGGACCUCUACUUCUACACAGUUGACAGUACAAAUGUGCUGACUGUUUUUGAAGCGACUCUUGGACAGCUUGGCAAUGUGUACAUCACGGGUUUUUGGCAAUUGCUCAAUAGCACCACCUCUCCCAACGGCACCUGGGUUGUCGCCCUUGCCAGCAUGACCCCCGCUCCUAGCGGUCCCUUCAUUUCCCAGACCCUCCCAGUCUUUGCUGCCACCCCUAACGUGACCAUUAGCAGCAACGUCACCACCGCUCCCCAAAACACUAGCAUCCCCACAAAUCUCACAAUUGAAGCCACUGUGGUUUCCGUUUCAAACGGUCUUCAGGCUGCAUUCAGCAAUGCCAGCCUGAGCCCUGUAAAUGUGACCAGCCAGUACUUUGCCCCCUUCUUCCAAGUGGUGCUGCCAACACUCCCGAGCCCGACACCGCUCAACUUGACAGACCCCAUCAUCCUGACUUUCUUCAACCUGCUGCAAGGCCGCAAUGCCACUGGCAACGCUGCUCCCCAGACCGUGGUUUCGUACAAGCAGCUCAACAACCAGUCGGCCAUUCUGACGACUCUGGUGCCUGCUCUGCCGUCGAUUGGUGACGUGUACGUCAUCCAGCUGUGGCAGCUCCUCAACGCCUCGACUGGUUCCAACACCACAACCGGGGUCAAUACCACCAUCCCGACCAACACGACCACCGCGCCCUUGGCCCAGACCUGGCAAUUGACCUUCGCUUCCGUCAAUCUGGCCCCGAAUUCCGCCGCUCCAGGAGCGGUCGUCGCGGGGGCUCCGGUUUCCGCUCCGGGUUCCGCUCCUGCUCCCGCCCCUACCCAGGGUGCUUCGACCGAGGCUCCCGCCGCCACGACCGCCAACGCGCCUGCUGCGACUACAUCCACAGCCGCGGGUGGCCCCGCGUUCGCCCCAACCGGCGUUUAAGAGUGAUACGCAGAAGGUUAACAUAUGCGAAGAUGACGCGCGUUUCAGCGUGUAGUGUCGAUCGUAGAAUAGGAAGCGUGUUAGGGAAUUCUUGCCCCGGCGAAGUCGGGACAGGAGAGAAUAGACCCUUAGUCAAGAAUCUGCACUAGUAUCUUCACUUUAGUAGUGCCCAGCCUUUUCUGACCUAAGUUAUGAUAGGUGACUGUGAAUUGGACCCCUGUACUGACGUUUAGAAGCUGACGGAUAUGCUGGUCUUCUCUUAUUUAUUAUCACCUCUUCUUUUGCGAAGCAUGUCACUGCUUCGCGAUGCACGAAAU